GCAGGCAAGAUCGUGUAUCACGUUAUCGUAAUAUAUAUUCUAUUGAAUGAUUUUAGUCACAUCGUAAAUACGUCUUGUUCUGUCAAUAAAAACAUCAUUAGAGUUUGUGUAGGUCAAAGUUGAAUAAUUUUUUGAAGUUUCAUAUUAUAGAUUGAAUAGAAAUUGUUUUGGUGCAAGUGACAUGUUUUCUCAAAAACGGUAUCUUGAUUAUGUGUAUCUACCAGCAAACAUAGCCAAUCUACUAUGUUUCACCGCUGGUACUGUAUUAACUUGGUCGGCUCCAGUGUCAGACGACCCUGUUGAUAUUACCGUGGGCCCAUUUGGGAGAGAAAUAACUCUUGAGGAGUCGUCUUGGAUAUCAUCUCUUCCUCUUUUCGGUGCUGCACUUUGCCCCUUUCUAUUUGGAUAUAUGGCAGAUAGAAUAGGAAGGAAACCAACUUUACUAUAUCUAGCAAUUCCCUAUUUUGCUGGUUAUAUGAUGAUGUCUUUCGGAGCGAAUGUGAAAAUGUUCUGUUUAGGGAGAUUUAUUACUGGAAUUGGUGUUGGGGGCGUUUUCACAGUACUGGCAAUGUACAUAGGAGAAAUAUCAACGAAAAACAACAGGGGCAUACUCACCACUUCCAUGACAUCGUUCUUUUGCCUGGGGAUGUUUUUUUCGGUGUGUAUUGGGCCAUUUGUGUCAUCGAUGAUAUACAAUUUGGUUUUGGCAGCACCGUCUCUGAUUUUUCUGGUCGCAUUUUAUUAUUUCGGAACGGAAAGCCCUUACCAUUUAGUUUCUAUAAAACAGAAUGAUCUGGCAAAACAAGUUUUGAAAAAACUCGGAAGAACUCCUGAAGAAUUGGAAGAGGAAUUUCAGGAGAUUCAAACAAGUGUACAAGAUUUGAAAGAGGAUUUUAAUGUUUUAGAUAUUUUCAGAUCCAAACCCCUUAUCAAAGGUCUUGUAAUAUCGACAAGCCUGCUGGUGUUUCAGCAAUUAUCUGGAAUCAAUGCAGUCAUUUUCUACAGUCCGGAUAUCUUCAAGGAAUCAGGAACGAUAUUGAAACCAGAAUAUUGCACAAUCAUUGUUAUGGCCAUCCAGUUCUUGAGCAGUUUCGUCACUCCUUUCAUAGCUGAUAGGUUUGGCAGAAAAACCAUUCUUCUUUAUUCCAUCAUUGGAAUUGUUAUCUCAGAGGUACCCCUGGGAGUGUAUUGCUGUUUGGAGAGCCAAGGAAUCAACGUCAAAUCGUUCUCCAGUAUACCAGUCAUAACGCUAACAGCAUAUUUGAUUUUUCUCAACAUAGGCUUAGGACCAUUGCCUUGGACUAUUUUGGCCGAACUUUUUCCUCCCAAAUUUAAAUCUUUCUCAACAGCUGCCGUAUCGACCUUCAUUUGGGCCAUAGCAUUCGUUUUUACCCUUUACUUUGAGAAAGCUAUAGAAGUUUUCGGUCUGGGACCGCUGUUUUUAUUUUUCUCAACAUGUGCCAUUAUUGGAGUAAUUUUCACCAUUUUUUGUGUGAUAGAGACGAAGGGUAAAACGUUACAAGAGAUACAAGAUUUACUCCAUAAGUAGUCUA
This is a messenger RNA of Leptinotarsa decemlineata (Colorado potato beetle), 1553 nucleotides long. Its product is annotated as facilitated trehalose transporter Tret1-2 homolog. Gene Ontology annotation, cellular component: membrane. Gene Ontology annotation, biological process: transmembrane transport. The record is from RefSeq and is a predicted model, not a curated record. Gene Ontology annotation, molecular function: transmembrane transporter activity. NCBI's taxonomy places the organism in Eukaryota, Metazoa, Arthropoda, Insecta, Coleoptera, Chrysomelidae.